AUGGUUGCGGUUAAGCAGCAGCUUGUGAUCAAUGCCAAACAAGGGGAAGUCCCGUAUGCAACAGCUCUCGCUAUUGCUUUCGGUGGUUAUAAUCCGUCGCUCUCCAUCACUUUUAACGAGAAGGAUCCGAUUGGCAUGAACAUUGAUGGUUUCGUGAUUAAAAACGACAUAACGAUCGCUAGAGUUGUUGCUCAAAGUCUUGGGGCAUACCAGAUGUACCGGCUCAACUGUUUUCGAAAAUUUGAAGGUAUCGAUGAGGUUCUGACAUUAUGUGAGAAGGUAGUAGAUGGCUUUCUGGUAGAUGAAGAGGUGGUUUCUGCGGUGCAGCUAAGUGAAUCUGGCACGCUUUUUGGAGGGCGCAUCACCAUUGGAGAUGUUGCUUUGUGGAGCCUACUAGAGAAGAAUCCAUCAUUGCAAAAGAAAUUCUCCGCGUUGUUCGAUGCUAUUGUUGGGGACCAACGGUUUUUCGCAGCUCAUGCAAUGGUUGGGAAGUUUGUCGAUGCAAAGGUCGUGAAGCCAGGCUGCGAAGGAGAA
Cooperia oncophora is the source of this 534-nucleotide messenger RNA. Lineage: Eukaryota; Metazoa; Nematoda; Chromadorea; Rhabditida; Trichostrongylidae. The record is from the annotation of a GenBank genome assembly.